Molecule: messenger RNA, 3735 nt
Organism: Alnus glutinosa
Lineage: Eukaryota; Viridiplantae; Streptophyta; Magnoliopsida; Fagales; Betulaceae
Product: protein FAR1-RELATED SEQUENCE 4-like
Exons: 8
Coding region: 289-3237 (982 amino acids)
Molecular function (GO): zinc ion binding
Source: RefSeq, a predicted model, not a curated record
GUAUCCGUUAAACCGUUUUUUUUUUGAAAAAAAUGUACUGAAAACUGGUUGGUUCAACGACGAGAGGCUGGCGUUCAGUCUCCUCCGUCCGGAACCGCCCCCCACUCUCUCUCUCCCGCUCGCCGGUCGCCCCCCCCUCUCUCCCGGUCCCUCGCUCUCUCGCUCUCUCUCCUGGGCGUUCAUCUGCUGUGUGUGUAGUGGGUUUACGCCUCUCUGUCCCAACGGUAUCUUCCACAAAUUUUUCAUCUUUCGAUUUGGGUCUUCAACAAGUCUGCAGCACUUUUCUAAAUGGAUUCUUCAAGUUCACGCUUGGAUAAUGAGGGCAAAUUUGACGAUGCUUUAACCCAUCAAGACGACCAUAAAAAUGAUGUGGGUGAAAAAUCUGAAGAACCGAAGGAUGCAAUGACGUUUAUUUCGGAUGAAGAGUUGAAUGAUGAGGACGAAAAUGUGGCAUUACCCUUGAUGUUAAAGGAUGAUGAGAAAGUUGAAGAACCGAAGAAAUCAAUGACAUUUAGUUCAAUAGAAGAAGUUUGCUCAUAUUAUAGGACGUAUGCUAAGCAAGCUGGUUUUGGUAUAGCGUAUAGAACCUCGAGAAAAAAGAAUGGUAAAAAAAGUUACGCAAGACUUAUAUGUACUCGUGGAGCUCCAGAGCGAACCAGAACAUGCGAUGUUGCGAAGCCAAUUCCAGCAACUAAUAAAACAAGGUGUGGUGCCAAUAUUUGUGCGAAUUUAUGUGAAGAUGGAACGUGGUUUUUGAGUAAUGUUGAGCUGAAGCAUAAUCAUUCGUUAAGCCCGGGCAAAGCAAGAUUUUUUAGAAACAAUAGAAAAAUAAAUGAUGCUGCGAAAAGAAGGCUUGAGCUUAAUGACAGAACAGGAAUACGCCUAAGUAAGAAUUUUAAUUCAUUAGUUGUUGAAAGUGGGGGGUUUGAGAGUCUUUCCUUUGGAGAGAGAGAUUGCAAGAAUUAUAUUAACAAGGCAAGAGAGCUUCGUCUUGGUAAAGGAGGUGCUCAGGCACUUUGUAAUUAUUUUAGUAGAAUGCAAAAGCAGAAUGGUGGCUUCUACUUUGCGAUGGAUAUGGACGAUGAUUCUAGGUUACGAAAUGUUUUCUGGGCCGAUGCACGGAGUAGGGCAGCGUAUGAUUUCUUCAGGGAUGUUAUUACGUUUGACACAACUUACUUGACCAAUAGAUAUGACAUGCCAUUUGCUCCUUUUGUAGGAGUGAAUCAUCACGGUCAGUCUAUACUUUUAGGAGCAGGACUAAUUUCAAGCGAUGAUACAGACACAUUUGUGUGGUUGUUUAAAUCUUGGUUGGGAUGCAUGAACGGCCAAGUACCUAGAGCAAUUAUAACAGAACAAGAUAGAGCUAUGAAAAAUGCAAUCGCUAUUGUUUUCCCUGAAACUCGACAUAGAUAUUGUAUGUGGCAUAUUAUGAAAAAAUUCUUUGAAAAGUUUGGAUCACAUGCUAAUUUUGAUGGCAUUAAGAGUGCAAUACAUACUUGUUUGUAUGACUCCCAAACAUGUGAAGAGUACGAGGAAAAUUGGAAAGAUCUACUGGAGAAGUAUCAUCUUCAUGAUAAUGCAUGGCUGCAUGGCUUAUAUAUGGAGAAGACAUUUUGGGUGCCGGCAUACAUAAAAGAUACAUUUUGGGCGGGAAUGAAUACUACGCAGCGAAGUGAAAGUAUGAAUGCAUUUUUUGAUGGUUGCGUGCACCCACAUACCACAUUGAAAGAAUUUGUUGAUGAAUAUGAUUCUGCUUUAAGGAGAAUGGUUGAGAAUGAGACACGUGCUAAUUUCGAUUCUUUCAAUCGCACAAUCCCAUGUAUAAGCGCCUUGCAGUUGGAGAAACAGUUUCAAGCUGUUUACACAAAUGCGAAGUUCAAAGAAGUUCGUGAGCAAAUUGUAAAAGUUAUUGGCUGUACUAGCUCUCAUCUCAAAAGUGAAGGUGCGAUUUCUACCUUUGAAGUUAUUGAAGAUGUUACUAUUGGAGACCACAUAAUAGAAAAGAAAUUUAUUGUUAACUUGAAUGAAGAUGAAUUGGAUGUGAAGUGCACAUGUGCAUUGUUCGAAGUAAGAGGCAUAUUAUGCAAGCAUUCAAUUUCUGUGUUACGGACAAAGAAAGUGACAACGUUGCCACCAAGAUAUUUUCUAGACAGAUGGAGGAAGGAUAUUAAGCGAGAAUACUCGAAGCUUAAGAGAAGUUAUAAUGCCGUUUGUGAUAAUCCUAAUGUCGAAAUACAUGACAAGUUGAGAAAUAAUUUUGAAGAAUUACUAUCGCUCACAUCAGAAAAAGUGGAACGUUGCAUGGAUCUAAUGAAAAGAAUGAAUAAGUUAAAGGAGUUGUGGCGUUGCGAAAGUCAAUCUUCCCAUGUCAAGUAUCGUUCUUCAAGCACCCCUACGAAUGAACAUGAGAACUACUCCCCACUUCAAACUGGGAUGCAAAGAACUGAACAGAUUCUACAGCAUGAAAAAUCUGCUGCUGGCAUUUUGUGUCAAUUGAAAACACGGCAUGGUACUCAGGCUUCUCAUCUUCCGUUGACCAAGGAUGUGCUGGGUAUUGUUGCUACACUUGGAAAAGUAGAUGAUGAUAAUCUUAGCAGGCUUUUUGCAGAGUACUUAGGAGUGGAGUCCAUGCUGGCGAUUGUCUGUAAGACUUACGAAGGUGUUAAAGCUCUAGAAACAUAUGACAAGGAAGGAUGCAUAAAUACAAGUUCUGGUCUUCAUGGGCUUGGAACUUCCAUUGGGAGGGCUUUGGAUGGCCGGUUUCUCGUUAUUUGUCUUGAAAAUUUAAUACCAUAUGCGGGUGGGUUUGUAGCUGAUGACCCACAAAGAAGGCUUGAUCUUAUAAAGCCAAGAUUACCUAACGGGGAGUGUCCACCUGGGUUUCUUGGGUUUGCUGUGAAUAUGAUCAAUGUGGACAACACAAACUUAUUUUGUCUCACAGCCAGCGGGUAUGGCCUCAGGGAGACGCUAUUUUAUAGUCUCUUCUCUCGUCUGCAAGUAUAUAGAACAAGGGCUGCAAUGUUACUUACUCUUCCUUGUAUAAGUGAUGGAGCCCUUUCUUUAGAUGGUGGGAUGAUUAGGAGUACUGGUGUUUUUUCCCUGGGAAAUCGGGAGGAUAUAGAUGUGAAAUUCCCAAAGCCCUCGGUGACAUCAACUCUACCUGAAAACAACAUUGAAGCUGAGAAGCAGGUCAUGGAAACGAAAAGGAAAAAAGAAAAGGUGCAGGAAGAUAUCUAGAGAGAAGAAGCAUUGUUGCAUGCUGCGAAGUUCAAUUUUGAUAAAAAGAAGCAAGAGUUUCUCAAGUUCCUUGCUGAAACCUCAUCGUAUGCAACUCAGCAUCAAAUUCAAGGCAGCACCAGAUUGGUUGACCUCCAGAUGAUGUAUAGUUUGAACAGCCAAACCUAAAUAGAGUACAACUGGAGGAAAUGGAGGAGCUAUUACAGGCACUGUUUGUUAACUUGAGCUCUUACUGAAAUCCAUGCUCCAUUUAUGGCUUUGGGAGCAAGAAGAAUGUGGUGGGAAUGGAAAGUGAUGCUUUUUCUCAAUUCCAGUGAGGCUGCAGAUGCAGUCUUUGAGUGGAAUCAUGGGCAAAUUGUAAUGCAUGAUUAAAACUUACUGGAAAAGCUGUUGAGCAUCAUUUUGUUUUCAUCUCUGUGUAUAUGGGGGCAUUAUGUUCACCAUUAUGCGUAAUCUGGUCAUCAUAUGAUUCAUAUAUACUAACCGUUAUGUUGUAUA